AUGGGUGCUGCUGCCUCGUCCUCGUCUGGUGUUCCUGCUACUCGCGCCAGCCGUCGCUCCUCGACCGCUCCUCCACCACCGUCUUCUGACCCAUCAGGGUACACUCAACGCGCCCUUGAAUGGCAACAACUCCGUCAAAGUCACGGGCCAUCGAGCCCAGAGUUCAGAACCUUCGCCCACAGGGCAUACACACUCGCCGCCCUCGAGGGCAGAACCCAAGAGGGUCAGCUACCUCCGUAG
Aureobasidium melanogenum CBS 110374 is the source of this 240-nucleotide messenger RNA. RefSeq lists its product as uncharacterized. Bases 1 to 240 code for a protein of 79 amino acids. The transcript is spliced from 2 exons. NCBI's taxonomy places the organism in Eukaryota, Fungi, Ascomycota, Dothideomycetes, Dothideales, Saccotheciaceae. The record is from RefSeq and is a predicted model, not a curated record.